CCAGCCCGUCGCACGCCUGCGUGAGCCACGUCAAGCCAUGCUUCUGACGGCGGGCUGCCCUCGCUUGUGCUGCCAGCGAGGGCGGGCGGCGGCGGCUAGGAAAAAUGUUGCACCCUAAAUCGACUUCGGCUGGCGCGCCCGUCGCCGGCGCAGGGAGGCCGGGGCGGCCAUGAGGCUCUGUCGUCGAGCCUGCACACCAGCAGGCCGCUGUCGACGCUACCCAGGCUGCUGGGAGAGCGGAGGGCUGCGGGCCAGGGCGUGGUCGGUAUCAGCGCUGGCUGUCCGCCUAGCUAGUGCGAGGCAAGACAUUCGACCGUAUGCCCAAUCUACUCGCGGCUUAGAGCGACCACGCCGCCAUCUGGCAGCCAGCCCACCAUUCCUUCGGCCAACGUGGCGGGACGAGCUGCAAAAAUGUCCGUCUGUACUACGCAGAGCCGCGACGGCGGUAACGAGGCGCAUGUAAUGGUCUGGCGGCCGUCCUGGGCGACGCCUGGUGCGAGGACCACCGUCGAUCCUGCUGCCGCCGUUGCUGCGUCGCC
Messenger RNA from Paraphaeosphaeria sporulosa, 539 nucleotides. RefSeq lists its product as uncharacterized. The transcript has a single exon. Lineage: Eukaryota; Fungi; Ascomycota; Dothideomycetes; Pleosporales; Didymosphaeriaceae. The record is from RefSeq and is a predicted model, not a curated record. Bases 170 to 463 code for a protein of 97 amino acids.